GUUCAAAACACAGAGCCGACGGCUGAGGUCUCUCUACAACGUUGUUGCUGUAACGUGAAUCUGCUGAAAAAGACCAAAAGGAAGUUUGGAAGCGGUAGGAAAAAACACCAUUCGGUAGAUCGUCCGUUUUAUUUUGGCAUCUAGUUGUUUUAAUUUCCACAAUGGCAGAAGGAGGAGAUGUGGAAUGGGAGCUCAGCAAAGAAAACAUCCAGCCACUGAGGCGGGGCAGAGCCAUAUCAGCCUUACAUCAGGCGCUCAGUCAACAGCAGGAUGGACUCACCUCUGCCAUCAACCAGCAGAGACAGGCCUUUGAGUCUGAACUGCGAACAUAUGAUGGAGAUGAUCCACUUGAUGUUUGGGAUCGGUAUAUUAAGUGGACAGAGCAAACGUUCCCUCAGGGAGGAAAGGAGAGCAAUCUUGCCACGCUGUUGGAACGAGUCGCAACCAGAUUCACAGAGGAAAAGAAAUAUCACAACGACCCACGCUAUGUUGAACUCUGGAUCAAAUUUGCAGACAACUGCCCCGAGCCCUUGGACAUUUACAGGUACAUGCAAGCACAAGACAUAGGGGUGACACAAGCAUCCUUCUACAUCGCUUGGUCUGAGGAAUAUGAGAACCAGGGCAACUCUCGCAAAGCAGACCUGGUCUACCAGGAAGGAUUCAAGAAAUGUGCUGAGCCGCAUGAUAAACUCCUACAGUUUCAUAAGGCUUUGCAGGCUCGUGUGUCCAGACAGGUAAUGAUGAAUGUGGACCAGGACAAUAGCGAUGAUGAGCCCAAACAACCUGAGAGGGUUUCGUUAGCUGACCUCAAACCUAGAGGGAAGAAAAAGGCUAUUGCCCCCAUCAACAGAUCUGGGACUGCAAUCAGAAAUAUUUCUGGAGGCCUGCAGUCACAAGGUGCCUCAAUCCUUGGCAAUGUUUCAAACAGUCGGAUGGUGAUCUUUGAUGAGAACAAGAUUUCAAAUGAUGACCUGUUGGAGCCUAAGUUAGAGUCAUGGGUGGCCCCUCCGACCGCCAAAGCAAAGGAAAAUGAAAGGAGGCCUGAAAGAUGGUGUGAUGUGAAGAUGCCCCAGAAGACCAAAUUCGGACAUACUGUUAUGGCUCCACCACCCCCCAAACCCACCUUCCAACCAUUUGUUGAGGAGACAGACCAGCCUCCAACAAUGACUCCAUGUAAGAUCAACCCGGCAGUGAACACAGUUUUAUCAUCACGUAAGCCCUGCAGAGAGGAAACUCCUCUAAAGAGACUACAGGAGCACCACCAGCAACAGAAGGAAGCAGAGUCAGGAAAACCUCAGGAGCAGAGCAUGUACUGUAAAGAGCUGCUGCUCAGCGGCGCCACUGAGUUCUGCUUUGAGGAACUGCGAGCGGAACGCUUCUUCAAAAAGAUGGCACAGGAAUCACAGGAGGCCAGAGGCCAAAAGGAUCAAGCUGGUGCCAGUGCUUCAAACUGAUGAAUCUAAGAAGACUGAUGGUUUGAUAGUUCUUUUAUGUGGAUUCUUACCUUCUUUAGACAGGAUUUAUCUGCAAGUAUCAUGUCACUACUGUUACGUGUUGUUUGUUAUCCUGCUGUAAAUAUUUUGUUCAUAGAGAUCGAGGUUCUCAGAAAAGUGAAAAGACAAAGGGGUAAAGCUUUGUAGAAACCCAAUGAACUGAAGACACAGUAUUUGAGUUGUUUUUGAUUCAUUAAAAUACAACAGGUGGACGAAAUAACGGCAACACCUGCACAGUGUAAUUUAAUUCAGUACAAAAUACUGAACUGACAAUAGCAUGGAAUACACAACUACACAAUUUCAACAAACAAUAUAAACAGCAUAGGCUUCAUAGUAGUAUUUAAAGGGCUACUGGAUUGUGUCUGUGUUCACUCUGUAAAUACUAAACAUGUUCAGUCUGUUCAGCAGAAAUUCUUCUCACACGUACUCCCAGUUUCACUCUGUCAAGUUUUUCCUUUUUUCUUUAUUCCACUGAACAGUGUCUUUUUUUUAUGUGUGCCGCCUUUUUAACUUGAUUUGUUCCGAGCUUCUUGAGCAGAUGAUCCAGGACAAUUCCAGCACAUUCGAAAGAAGGCUUCAAUGAGGUGAUUCAACUGGGUUUUACUUCUCAGCCUGAUUGAACUGUGCCUUCAAG
Messenger RNA from Chelmon rostratus (copperband butterflyfish), 2127 nucleotides. RefSeq names its product BUB1 mitotic checkpoint serine/threonine kinase Bb (gene bub1bb). NCBI's taxonomy places the organism in Eukaryota, Metazoa, Chordata, Actinopteri, Chaetodontiformes, Chaetodontidae. The coding region runs from base 162 to 1454 and encodes 430 amino acids. The transcript is spliced from 9 exons. Gene Ontology annotation, molecular function: protein kinase activity. Gene Ontology annotation, biological process: meiotic sister chromatid cohesion, centromeric; mitotic spindle assembly checkpoint signaling. The record is from RefSeq and is a predicted model, not a curated record.